UUACGCUUAUUCUUGUCCCUCAUCUCGUAGCUUCAUUGCAAAAUUUUGGACACACUGAGCAUUUCCCACAGCAUUCCACCAUGGCAGACAGCGACGACAUUGUCUUGCGCUCUAUAGCUGCUACGAAGGCUAAAUAUGUCAACCUGGGGAAAUCAGGCCUCCGGGUAUCGAACCCCAUUUUCGGCUGCAUGAGCUUCGGAUCAAAGGAAUGGCAGCCAUGGGUCAUUGAAGAAGCCGAAGCACUUCCCCUGCUCAAGGCCGCGUACGAUAAAGGUCUCAACACCUGGGACACUGCCAACGUCUACUCGAACGGAGUCAGCGAAGAGAUCAUCGCCAAAGCUAUCAGCAAAUAUGGCCUCAAUCGCGAAAAGCUUGUCAUCAUGAGCAAGAUCUACGGAUACGUUGGCGAGGAAGUGAGCACAAGAGGCAUCGUGUAUGGCGAGAAAAUUGCAGAGAGCAAAGAAUACGUCAAUCAAGGCGGUCUGUCAAGAGGCGCGAUAUUCAGAACUGUGGAUGCGAGUCUGAAGAGACUGAACAUGGACUACAUGGAUGUUCUGCAGAUCCACAGAUUCGAUCCUUAUACGCCAGUCGAAGAGACGAUGGAGGCUCUUCAUGAUCUGGUCAAGAGCGGCAAAGUCCGGUACAUCGGAGCUUCUAGCAUGUGGGCCUACCAAUUUGCACAAAUGCAAUUCGUUGCUGAAAGGCACGGAUGGACUAAGUUUAUCAGCAUGCAAAACCACUAUUCCCUGCUCUACCGAGAAGAAGAGCGUGAAAUGAACCGGUUCUGCAACGAAACAGGCGUCGGCCUUGUUCCCUGGUCACCACUUUGCCGAGGCUUCCUUGCACGGCCACCGAAAGAAUAUGGCAACACUGAGCGAUCAAAAUCCGAAAUUGAUUCUCCACUGUUCGAAAGUGGCUCCAGCCCUGCCGACAAGGAGAUCAUCAAGCGAGUGCAAGAGCUUGCCGAGAAGAAAGGCUGGACCAUGUCCCAGGUUGCACUGGCUUGGAUCAACAAGAGAGUGGCUAGUCCGAUUGUUGGUUUCAGCAGCGAAGCACGUUUGGACGAGGCUCUGGCAGCAAGAGGGAAGGAAUUGACACCGGAAGAAGAGGAGUACCUCGAAAAGCCUUAUAUCACGAGAGCCAUCGAAGGCCAUUGAGGGAAGCUAGGCUCCAGGCGUGACAGCGCGAGAUCUUGAUUGCUUGGCACGCUGGGCUUGCACGAGAGUCGAAAUGUGUUGUUACGCUGCAAGGCUGACUUCUGUUGAAAGGUGUAAUAGAGCUCGGAUUCAAGAAUACAAUCUAGAGACACCACGUACUCCAAUUCAGGAUCUGUCUGCUUCACGACCUCGAAAAGGGAGCAGCACUGUAGGGCUCCUCGUAGUAUACCUCUACACAGCCAAGAGAACAAACCGCCAGCAUAAAUCUCAACCAACGACAUCAAAACAACAGCUAGGAGCUUCUACUCUCCCGAACUGACAGCUCCUCA
Cercospora beticola is the source of this 1486-nucleotide messenger RNA. RefSeq names its product aldo/keto reductase. Lineage: Eukaryota; Fungi; Ascomycota; Dothideomycetes; Mycosphaerellales; Mycosphaerellaceae. The record is from RefSeq and is a predicted model, not a curated record.